AUGGCGGUGAUGGGGAUCACAUGCCAAAGUGCUCCAGCCCCAACCGUUGGGCACCCGAAGGAGCUGGCCAUGGGUCAAGGGCCUCAGGAGACAGUGAUCAAGAAAAAGAGCAGCGUUUGCAAAGUCGACAGCCUGGAGAAGAAAGUGCUCCAGGGGCCAUGGAAGAUCUUGAGUGAUGUGAUUGCCAAAGGAACAGCCAAGGAAGACAGCGGGGAAGGAAGCUUGGCCUCAGUCUCCAUCAUUGCCCAAGCAGAGUGUGAGAACAGCCAAGAGUUCAGCCCCACUUUUUCCGGGAGGCCUUUUAUUGCUUGUAAACGAUACAGCCGAUCUUGCAGUCUCGAUCAGAUCCCUAACAAUGUGGCCCAUGCAACGGAGGGGAAAAUGGCUCCAGCCUAUCGGAGGGCCAUGCAUCGUGGCAAAGCACGGAAGAAUCGGAAGAAGAAAAAGGCCCGCCUUUUGACACCCGCUGCCCCGACUCAGAAUCCAAGAACUCCAGAGCAAGAGAGCUGCGUGCCUGUCCCAGUGCAGGAGGAUGACUCCCAGCUGGGCACCUUCUUCAGCAGCAGUUCGUGGCGUUCGGAGUCAUGCAAGGAUUUGGCCUGUGACCGCGACCCUUCUGAGAAGCCCAGCCACGUCCUCCCUCCUGGCAAGCAGCACUUGCUGAAGGAACGUGGCAAGCUAGAACUGUACAAGCUGAUCAGCCCCGCUCAGUGCCUGGACCACGUCUGGAAGUGCCACGCUCAGGACAAUUUAGUCCGUCUGACAGAGACCCUGGGCUUGAGUUAUGGCAAGUUGCCCCCAUCUUUUCGUGACCGUGGUGACUGGCUUCCUGCCUUGAGACUUGGCCCUCUGGGGACAUAUCUCUUUGAUGACCUUUUGCGUGCCGACAGUGAGCGUCACCUGUCUUGUCUGAGCUUGGAGCAGAGCUCCAAAUGCAACUGGCAGUCCUCAAAAGCCAAUUCAGACAAGCUGUCUGUAGAGGAAUUCCUGGUGGACGCGUUGAAGGAGAGCGUCAUUCAUGGAGAGCCGAGAAACUUGGCUGGCUUGGCCAAGACUUGGAAAGGAGGUGGAUCAGGUUCCAAGGAGAUAGAUGGGAAUGAAGGUGUGCUGCUUAUAGAGAAACUCAAAGCAGUGGACUAUGAGUACCGUGAAGAGGUUCACUGGUCCAAGUGCCACGGUUUGCUUGGCAUGGGAUCUUUUGGAGAGGUGUACAAAGUCGAGGACAAGCAGACAGGGUUUCAGUGUGCAGCCAAAAAGGUGCGUGUUGAACACUUUCGUGCAGAGGAGUUGACAACAUGCACCGGAGUGACCCAUGCCAAAAUCCUCCCCUUGUAUGGAGCAGUGAAGGAAGGCCCAUGGGUUACGAUUUUUAUAGAGCUAAUGGAAGGUGGGUCACUUGGCCAUCUGCUCAAGCAAUGUGGUUACUUGCCAGAGGACAGAGCCCUGGAUUAUUUGGCUCAAGUGCUGGAAGGCUUGGCGUACCUUCACACUCUCAACAUUCUCCAUGGUGAUGUAAAAGCCGACAAUGUCCUCUUAUCCAGUGACAGAAGCCGUGCUGUUCUCUGUGAUUUUGGCCAUGCAGCUCACCUUCAGCCAGAUGGCACGGAAAAGUAUUUGGUGACAGGAGAUCACGUUCUUGGCACGGAGACCCACCUGGCCCCUGAGGUGGUGAUGGGAAAGCGCUGUGACUCGAAGGUGGAUGUCUGGAGCAGUUGCUGCAUGAUGCUGCAUCUGCUGAAUGGGUGUCACCCUUGGACCCGGUACUUCAAUCACCCUCUGUGCCUCAAGAUAGCCAAAGAACCACCCCCUCUGAGAGAAAUCCCACCCUCCUGUCACCCAUUCACUGCGGAUGUGAUCAAGGCAGGCCUGCAGAAGAAGCCCCAGAAGCGGGCUGGUGCUGCAGAGCUGAGAGUGAAGGCUUGUGUGGCUUUGGAACAGGUGGGAGGCCUGAAGAGCCCCUGGAGAGGAGAGUACAGAGAACCCCGACACCUCCCGUGGGCACAAGGCCCCAGUCUCCCAGACCACCCGCAAGCAGCUGGGCUAACACCCAAGACUUCCGGGAGCCCCCAGCCAUUUGCCAGAAGUCCCAGCUCACCCCUGUAUCAUCAGGAGCCGGCAGAGAAGACCCCGUCCACCUCCCUGAGUCCACACAAGGAAUGGUCCCAGCCGUGGGAUUCUACUGCAGUCAGCAUCAAGCGAGGCAACUGGCGAGACUGGCAGACGGCCACUUUGGAACAGGAGUUCCAACAGCUGGAACUUGAACUGGUUCUGAACAGCCUGGCUCAUCCCUUCUCUCUGGAGGAGCAGGAGCAGAUCCUCUCGUGCCUCAGCCUGGACAGUCCCCUCCUGUCAGAGGCCAGCGACAAGGGCUCAAUGAAAGCAUGGUCUCUCAGCCUGAAGGACACCAUGAGUUCUGGGGUGCAUUCAUGGAGCAGCCAGCCGAAUGGGCACAGCUACAGCUGGAACAGCUGGCUUCAUCGCAGCAUACCGAUGGAGACCCCCCCGUCUUUGGAUGGGGUGAAAAUUGAGAUCCACUUGCUCAGUGGGGAGUCUCUCCAUAUCCGUGAAUUCCGUGGAGCCAAGGUGGGGCACAUUGCAACCGGGAUCAGCAGCCAGAUCCCAGCCUCUACGUUCAGUUUCCUCACCAAAGAAGGCCAGCCAGUUCACUGUGACAUGGAAGUCCCUGAUUCAGGCAUUGAGCUCCAGUGCGUUCUGGCUCCCAACUGCAGCUCUGGCUGGAAGUGGCGAGUCAGGCGGGGGCAGCUGGAGACCCGCCCGCAGGACUGCUGCCAUCUUACCCUUCCUUUGUGA
Euleptes europaea (tarantolino) is the source of this 2811-nucleotide messenger RNA. RefSeq names its product mitogen-activated protein kinase kinase kinase 14 (gene MAP3K14). Gene Ontology annotation, biological process: positive regulation of canonical NF-kappaB signal transduction; protein phosphorylation. Gene Ontology annotation, molecular function: ATP binding; protein kinase activity. The record is from RefSeq and is a predicted model, not a curated record. The coding region runs from base 1 to 2811 and encodes 936 amino acids. The transcript has 15 exons. Lineage: Eukaryota; Metazoa; Chordata; Lepidosauria; Squamata; Sphaerodactylidae.